AUGUUGCCUGGGGGGGGCAUGGCUAAGGGCCUCCGCGAGUUACUGAUGGAGCCGCCAGUUGUAAACGGACCCCCUGCCUGGACGCUGCAAGAGGAGCUUCUGCUGGCGCACGCUGUCAUGCGCUAUGGCACCGACGACUGGAAGUUGGUUGCGCAGACGCUGGAGGGGAGGGCGCCGCUGCACGGGUUUGGAGGCCGGUUCUCCCCUGAGCUUUGCGAAGCCCACUUCGGGCUGCUCCACGCUCGGUGCGGCGCUCUCGCGGCAGGGCCCGACGGCAUAGCGGGGAGCAUCUCGUCAUAUCUGAGGGCGCAGCGGUUGGCUGAGUUGCGAAAUGGGCUGGCCGUGAGAGAAGACUCCAUCAGCUUGCUCAAGGUCAAGAUCCAGUCCCUCGAGAGCGCGCGCCUGACCCUCCGGUCCCAGCGACCCAAAGCUGACGUCAUCCCCCAUCACUUUUCUGCAAACUCGCUACCCCCGCAGCAGCCACUUCCGGAGGCAACAGCCCAAAGCCUUCCAUUACACACAGACGGCAACGCUUCCGAGGGGGCGGCAACGGUUUGUCCCGCAGCCGAGGCGAACGGUUUCGAAACUGACACCUCUAGUUGGGGGGUAACGAGGCCGCCCCUUCCGAGUACCCCCCAAAACGGAAGCGACCAGUCCGCGCAAUGGGGCGCGGGGAUCCCUCUGGCUGGGCGACUUUUAGCGCCAACGCUGAGUCAGGAGAUGGCCAGCUGGCUAGCGAGCGGCGCCGCCCCUCUGUUUGCGGACGACGGGACUGUAACGGCAACGUCCGAACACAGCAGAGAAGGGUCCGAAGCGUCCGAUAACGUUCCGGGGGGGAGAUCGCCGCCGGGCUUGAACCUCGACGUCGAGGAGCAUUCCACAGCCGAAGCGGGCGCCGCUGACGUCAUCGAUGACGUGGCGGUGACGGCGGUGCGAGGAGUGGGGGCGGGAGAGAAGGGCGGCGUUGCUGCUGUCGUCAGCCCGACGGUCACGCCGACGUCGCUGCUCGAGGCGCACGCGGUGGAGGCUUUGCGGGAAGAAGGACAAGGGGAAAAGGGGACUGGCGAUGAAGCUGUGCGGGUUGAGAACGAGAGGGGGAACAAAUUGGACGUGGAGAAAGUGGGCGAGAACGAGGGCGGGGAGGAAACAGGCAAAGCUGGGAACGAGGGUGGGGAGGAAAAGGACGUGUUGGCGACUGAGGAAGGCGAAAGGGUUGGGAAGGUAGAGAACGAGGAGGGGGAGCCGGGAGUGGCUUUGGGUGUUGAAGGUGGAAAAAACGACGGUGCGGUGUCUGGGGUUCCGGAGAAAGCAGAGAAAGAGGGGGAGGUUCCCGUUGCGAACUUCGAAGAUUCGCGGGGGCAAGAGCCGGACGCUUUUGCAGUCCGAUCGGAAGAGCACGGAACGGAAGGACGCACCGAAGAAGUCAAGGGAGGGGAGAGCGAUUCGAAGCCCGAGAAAGCCGAGACGGAGGAGUUGGGAGAGAAGCCGGACGAACUUUCCGUCGAGAGGAGGAGAGACGGCGUGUUGGAAGGGUUAGUUGAGAAGCCGUCUUCUGUCAAUGAAGAAGCACAACCGCGGCAAGGGCCGCGCUCUCCGUUGGAACGAGCGGAGCUUCCGGCGGAACAAACUGACGGUACAGCGGAGGUCUCGAAAGUAGCUGUAGAGGGGGCUGAACGGACGGGUGAAAUAGCACGAGUGACCGAAGAAACGGCAAAAGAGGCGCCGGAAGUGGCAGGCAAUCCUUCGGUUACGGAAAAAGGACGAGAAGCAGGGGGGAGCGCUGUUGAGGACGGAAAUGAAAACGGUAACGGACCGGGGGGCAAACCGGUGGCAGCCGCGCAUGAACAGCCCCCUGCAGAAGCGUUUGACUUGGAACUGGAACUAGAACGAGAGGAUUCGGAGGGCGCAGAAGGAACGUGGGAGGCCGCAGAGGAGCCGGCGCGGGCCGAGUCCCCUGACAUCGAAGCGCGUUUGGAGCAGUGGCUCCGGUCAAAAAUGGAGGAACGGGAACCGGAACCGGAACCGAAAGCGGAACCAGAACCGGAAGCGGAAUCGGAACUCGACGUGCUGUUGGGAGACAAGUCCGCUAGUCAAUCAAACACAGAAGAGGGCGUGCAAGAGCGGCAAAAGGCCGGAGGGUCCGACAUCAGGGACGCGGGAAAGGGGGAAACGGACCGGGGAAGAGCAGAGGGGUCUGAAAACGUCGAUAUUCCAAUGUCGGCUUCGAUUCUUGAGGAACUUAAAGCAGACACGCAUGAUGCGGAUGCAAUAAGAGAAGGGGCGGAAGGGGCCGGUCAAGUCGCUGAGCCGGCUGCUGAGUCUUUGGACGAAGAGCGCCCGACGACGUCCGGUGCUCGGGAGGAGCGUCCGAGAGCGUCCGACGAGCGGCCGAUAGUGAACAACGUGGCAGUGCCUGAGGAGCCACUCGCUGGGCUGGAAGAUCGUCCGGGUGCUUCCGAGGAGCGUCCGAAUGCUUUUAAAGAGCGUCCGGUCACUUCUGAGGAGCGUCCGGUUGUGGCCGAAGAAUUUCCAGUGGCGUCUGAAGAGCGCCCGGUGUUGUCCGAAGAAGCACGUCCAGCGGCGUUCGAAGAGCGUCCGGUUGCGUUCGAAGGAGAACGUCCAACGGAGUCUGAAGAGCGCCCGUUGUUGUCCGGAGGAGAACGGCCAGCGGCAUCUGCAGAGCGUCCGGUUGUGUCCAAAAGAGGAUUCGUAGCGGCGUCCGAAGAGCGUCCGGUGUUGUCCGAAGCUGUUGAGGAAAAGGAGCUAACUCCAGUUGAGCAUAAAGUCGAGACGGGUACUGUGCAACUGGAAGGCAGGGAGGGACUUGGGUUGGAGGAAAGGGAUGCCAACUCUGGGGGGGGAGGAUUAGGGGACGAUACCGAGUUGGUUCAAGAAGAAGCUCGGGAGACGGGAGACGGAGAAGUUGUGGCAAGACCGGCGGAAGACUCCGCACAAGACACGGCUGAUUUGUUGUUUGAUGCGAUUGGCGAAGAAGGGGCGGAGGCUACGAAGUCGGAGAUCGGCGGUACUAUCAAGCAGGUUGGGGGAACAGAGGGGGGCCGAGAAGCUGGAGGCUUGGUUGCCGGGCCGGAAGGAAGCAGUGCGUCGCUCGAAGAUGCUGACGUCAGAGAUGGAAAUGAUGCGGGUUUGUCUGCUGACGUGGCGGAAGACAGAGGCGGUUUGAGUGGGGACGAUUUUGAAGAUCCGUCCGAGGCGGUACGACGGGAUACUGGGCAGGAACAGGUUCCGGAAAAGGGGGGGUUCCAGAAGAAUGUUGACGAAGGCCUUAGUACCGGUGUUGAGGUUUCGGGAGGGCUGAGUGGGUUAGAGCUGCCAACGCAAGAGGAAAACCCGCCUUCGGAGUUGGUUUCUGAGACGAGAUUACCAGAGCAGAGUACAACUGGAAUGACGGAGUUGGAAGCGGAGGGGUUGGAAACGAAGCGGAGAGAUUCUAGCGCAGGCCCCGCAAGCGCCUCUCAAGAAGUUGAGCUGGGCCAAAUUAGGGGGCCGCAGGAGGUGGGGAAAAUUGUAACGGCAGAGGCCCCGCCUCAGCCUUCUGGGGGGGUAGAUCAAGGGGCACCGGCGACCCCCACGCUGCGACUGGUGAUGGAAGAAAGCCCGGGGAAUGUGGGCAGCCAUGACGCGGGUGCGUCUUUGGAAACCCAGAAACCAGACGCUCUUUCGGAGUUGGAGUUGAACUCGGGAGCCGCCUUUCCCAAGCGGCUGUUCGACGCUCCGCCGCUUCCGCGGCGGGGGCUCGACCUGAACGCCGACGCCGUGGAUGAUGUCACAGGGCCGUUCGAUGACGUCACGGGUGACGUCAUGGGGUUGGGGAAGCCAGUGCUCGAUCUGAACCAGGAACCGCAGGAGGCGGCGCUGCUGAAAGAGGGGGGCGCGCUUGGUGGGGAAUUGCGUACUGGGGGGGAAGUUGCGGCUGCGAGCGAAGGGGGGGGAGAUGGGGGUGCGGAGUCGGAACGGGGGGUGAUGUACAGUGCGGAAAGCGCCCCCUCUGCUGUGGUUGAUCAGUCGGUGGUACAGAGAGUGGUGGCUGACGGGUUUGUCACGGGGGGAGACGGAGAGGGAGAGGGGACGAGUCCGGUUGUAGGGUUGCGAGAAUCGGAGGAGAUAGCCGAAGAAGAAAUGGGAAGAGGUAGAGCGGAAGUGGAAGGGGUAGAAGAUGCGCAAAGAAGAGGAACUUCUGAGGCAAAUGCAGUCGGAAAAUCGGAGGAGAGGGCAGGAGUUCCAGAGGAUAGUGCUGGGCAGAGUAGGGCGCGGGGGACGAGAGUUGGGGAGAAAGCGACGGGGGUUCUGGAAGGCGCUCUUGAUGUGAGCGCUUUAGUGGGGACGCCGAAGGAAGACGACAUUGUAGGGGAGGACGAAGUAAAAAGGGAGGGGGCUUUGACGACGGCGGAAAGCUCGGGAAGCAAACGGAAGUUAGUGGGGGAAGCGGAGGUUGAGAAUGCCAAGAGGGUGAGAACAGAAAUUGCGGAGCCGGGGGUUGGGGUUGGGAGGAAGGAAGCGACGGCGCCGUUCGAUCUGAACGCGCCCGUCGCUGACGUCAGCAUUGACGCAGGGGAUGAGGGGAUCGCUUCCGUUGCUGACGUCAGCCUCGAGCCAGGGGGUGAGGAGACGGUCGGCGGAGGGGCGCCAGAAGGGGGUCUGGAAAUGGGGGGGGUGAUUGAUAUUCGGUCGACCUCCGAAGGGCCUACCGAGAGCGAAUCGAAGGCGAUAGCUGGAGCGAAGGGAAAGGUUUUGAAGGGGACGGCGCUCGCGCGAGCGGUGAAAGCGCAAAGGGCGGCGGAACGGAAAGCGGCUUUGGAGGCGGAACGGCAAGGUGGCGGGGAGGAAAACGAGGACGGGGAGAAAGUAGAGGAGGUUUCUGAAUCGGGGGGCAAAAGCGCCAGCAAAAAGAAGGGAGGGGCGAGCAACACGGGGCCCGCGAGGGCGGCCCUGGCGGCGAAACUGCUGAGCAAAGCGCAGCGCCGGGCGGCGAUAAACGAAAGGGGGGGGACGCCAGAUAGCACCGCGGGGACCCCCUCGCCGCGGGAUGCUGACGUCAGCACACCCCUGGGAAGCGAAGCGGCCGACGCUGUCGACUCGGACGACCCCCCCUCGCCGCCGGUAGAGUACGAUUCCCCUGACGACGAGGGCGAUGUCGUUUUCGAGGGGGUGUCCAAUCAGGGGCCAAUGCAGCCCCCUGAACCGGGGGCAGCGCUGAAGGGGGCUCCAGAGCAGGGGGCUACGCCCCCCCUGGAGAAGGGUUGGGAGAAGAAGCUGAAGAUUGAAACGGGAGAAGGGGAGGGGAGCAGAGAAGUGUCGCCGGCAGGGGGGGGGAGCGCAAAGUCGGCACGAAAGGGGGGGUCUCGGACGCAGCCCGGGGGGGUGAUGGCGCUGUGCAAGGAGGUCGUGCUGAGUCUAUCGGCGCACCGGGCGGGGCACCUCUUCAGAGACAUUGAUUACGAGAGCUUCCCAGGCGGCGACCAGAUCGAGCGGAAACUCGACCUCAACACGAUCCGGCACAACGUGGACGACGGCGUUUACGACGCGGAGGGAAGCGCCGCCUUCUACACAGACGUGCAGGCCAUGUGUGACAACGUGACCGCCGCUUUUCCGCCGGAUUCCGGCGAGCACGUGGCCGCGACCGCGCUGCGCGCCUUUGCCCAUGGCGAGAUGGGCCUGGUAUGGAAGACGGAGGAGAUGAUCCGCGACGGCGCGCGCAGCUCCCGGCGGCCGCCGCCCAAGUUCGAGCCUUUCCAGGCAACCCCUCGGAGAAGUCCACUGGGGAAGAGCGAGGCUGCCAAUGCGCUGGGGGGGGGAACCGGGCAGGCUUCCCGGCCACAGUCCAAGGGUAGGUCUAGGCUGGGGACUCCGACUGGACCCCCCCCUGAAGAGGGAAAGGAGGAGGGAGACGAUGAAGAGGAGGUAGAGGAAAUAGGAGAAGGGGGAGAGGUGGAGGCGGAAUCGAAGAGUAGCAAAGGGAAGAGAAAGGGGGGGGUAAAGGGUGGGUCGGAUGCAGCGACGCCAAAAGGUGGAGCGGGGGGUAAAGGGAAAAGUGCGCCAAAAGGAGAGGAGACUGCGUUUGCGGAAGAGAAGGGGAGCACGCCGAAAGGGGACGGGAAGGCGGGGGGCAGGCAGAAAGCGAAACCAAAAGCUUCGCCAAAGACCGAACCGAAGCCUCCCUCCAAGUCGCAUAAGAAACAACAGCCUGCUCCAAAGUCAGAGCCGGCGAAGAAGACGGGUGGGGGAGUAAAGGUUUCGCAAGCGGCGAAAGCAAGUCCUGUGGGCGAGAUUUCAGAAAUAGAGGAACCCAAGAAGGGCAAGGGAGUCAAACGAGCGCUUGAGAGCAUUGCUGAGCCGGAAAAGAAAAAGUCGCACAAGAAAGCGCGUAGGUAGGGCGUGACCAGGUCAGGUCAAAUGUCACUUGUGUACUGUUAUGAAAGUUACGACUUGAUUGCGGACACAGCAGUCGUAGAAUAUUGAUCUUGGUCGAUCUGGUUCGUCAGCCAACAGGCGGCGGCCGGCGGCGAGAACUCGAUCAAGUGUGGAAUGCUGGCCGCCUAAUCGCGGAAGCUCUGGCCAGACGGGGUAAUGAUGAUCGGCCCUUCGCUAUCAUAAUUGAUAUUCGGUGACUGAGCGA
Messenger RNA from Klebsormidium nitens, 6637 nucleotides. The record is from the annotation of a GenBank genome assembly. Lineage: Eukaryota; Viridiplantae; Streptophyta; Klebsormidiophyceae; Klebsormidiales; Klebsormidiaceae.